AUUUCCCGAAUACGCGAAAUGUGCCGAACUUUUGUCUUCGUCCCCUAGCCGGCUAUCGCAAGCUAAGGAGACAGCGCCAAGAAAAGGCGAAAAACGGCGAGUCCUUUCAUAGGACUACCGUGUCCAGUUCACGUUGCGAUGAGCUAUUCUCAACACAAGAGCAACAAACCAUUAGGUGUGCCACCGCAGUUUCAACAACAACAGAUCCAUCGUCAACAGCAACCAUUAAGAAGCGCAGUGCCACAACAGCAGCUGAGAUCGGAUCAGGACCACACCCAAAUCACGCACAGACAGCAGGUAUUUCAUCAGCCACCACGGCAUCCAAGCCCGGUACCUAUCCCAAGCCCGGGACUUCCCGCGGGGGCCUCCCCGUCCCCUUCCUCUAGCCCGGGCGUGGCUAACGCCCCCCAGCAGGGUCUGGCAGCAGCAGCGGCGGCAGCAGCAGCAGCAGCGGCAGCGGCCGUCACCGCCGCCCCCGGCCCGGCUCAUGACAUGAGCAAGCAGGGGGCCUCCUCCGCCCACCCGGGGCUCGCCGCCUCGCCCCACCAGCAAGGGGGCGGCAACGUGGUGGCCCAGCCGCAGCCCCCGCAGCAGCAGCCCCAGCCACCGCCCGGGGUGCUGCUGCAACCGCAGCCGUACAUCUUGCAGCCGCAGAGGCAGCAGGUCUUCAUGCAGCGCAUCAGCAACCAGCCCAACCCUCGGGGCGGCAUCCAGAUCCCCCCGGCACCCACCUCCGCCCCCCAGCAGAUGCCUACCGGCCAGAUGAAUCCUCCCUUCCAGCCCUACGUGGUCAUGCAUUAUCCGUCACAGCAACAGAGAGAUCAGCAGGUCUAUUCCCAACAAGCGCAGUACCAGGGUCAACCAGGCACACAACAGCAGUACCAACAGAGGCAGGUGUUUCCCCCGCCACAGUUCACGGCACAGACACCACAGGGUCAGGUGUACCAACAGCCUGGCACACCCCCGUACUAUAACACCCCUUCCGUCAGUCUACAAGGAGCCCCAACUUUUUUCCCCGGCGCCAACCAGCAGGGCAUGGUGGUGGCCCAGCAGCAGAUUCGCCAGCCCUUCCAGAUGCCCCAGGCCCCCCAGUACAACCCCCCGAAGAAGAAGAACAUCAUCCGUAUCGUGGACCCCAAGUCCAAUCAGGACAUCACUGACACCAUCAUCCGGGAUGCCAGCCGGUCGGCCAGCAACCAGUCCCCACACUCAGGCCACUCCAGUGCUUCGGACACACCUCCCUCAUCUCAAACACCUCCACAGAAUUACCAGGUGGAUGAAAAGAAGGCGGCUAUUCAGGCAACCUUUGCCGCCCAGGUUGCGCGGCUGGCCCAUGAGAGCCCUGUUCCCACGCCCACGGAGACGCAGUUUCCCGCGACGCCAGAGCCAGCGGCCGUAGCCCCGCCACAGCAGCAGUCACUGCCGGAAACCGCGGUGCCCAAGCAGCCCCCUGUGGCAGUCGCGGCUACGACGGAUGCUCAGCCAGGCGCCACGACAUCCCCCGGCCAGGUGGUGACGGUGGAGCCGGCCCACGCCAGCCCGGCAGUCAGCGCCCCACUGCCACCACCCGAAGCCAAAGCUGGGGAGCCCACCAAGCCCCCUUCCCCUCCUUCUGCCGAGGUGUCUUCCAAGGAGGCCAGCGGGCCGGCAGCCGUGAAUCCCACCGCUGCCACUGAAUCCCACACGGCAGCCGCCACAGCCAACAGUGCACCACCUGCGCAGACUCAGCCUGUGCCACCUCCUCAGUCCACAGACGCUGUGGACAGCAGAACUGAUAUGCCGCCGCCGAGCAUUGUGCCCCCGCAGAGGGGAGAACUCAGUCAAGAGCCCAGGGACUCACUGAAGGGGGCUCCCAAGGCAGAGGCCAAGCCAGCCCAGGAAGCUGCCGAACAGGCCGAGUCGGAUGCGCAGAAGCCGGCCGAAGCCAGCCAGCCCGUCACCUCCCAGCCAAAGUCGGAGGAGAGUUUGGCCGGCAAGGUGGAGGAAGUGGUGACCGCCAAACCAGCUUCCAGAGAGGAGAGCGCAGUGCCAGCAAAACGAGAAGAAAGCAAGGAAGCAGCCACAAAAGAGCCGAGUAAAAAGAAGAGUCAGAAGAAUCGAUUUAGGGAUAUCGAGAAGAAGGCUCCCAAGGAUGAGGAUGAGUUUGAGGCUUACCGCUCCACGGAGCAGGUGGAGGAGUCCCUUGAGAGUGAAAAAGAGGUGCAGCCAGCGCCAAAGGAGGUGGAGAAUGCCACUCCCGAGACCACGCCCGAGACCAAACCCAGGACCACGCCCGAGACCACGCCCGAGUCCACGCCCGAGACUUCACCCGCCACAACUCAGGACGUGGCUCACAAGCCAGAGGCGGAGCCCGAGAAGGUUGCGUCAGAAGAAGGGCCGACAAAGGGGGCGGAGUCGGUGGAGGAGGCCAAAGAGGCAGAACCGAAGGAGGUUGUGGCAUCGGUGGUGGUGGAUGGGGAGAGAAAGCCGGAACCGGAGCCGGCAGAAUCAGAAGACCCCAAGAGCAAGGAAGGCACGGAGGACACGGAACGCAAGGAGUCGUUGAAGGACAACAAAAUUCAACUGAAGUACACCUACAGGGAAGACCAGUGGAGCCCCAUGAAUCCUGAAGGGAAGAAGCAAUACAACCGGGACUUUCUGCUGCAAUUCCAGCAAGACUGCAAGGAGAAACCAGAAGGGCUUCCACACAUUCCAGACAUUGUGCUGGAUAAGGCUGAGAUACGACCUCCAAGUUUUGACCCCCCUGGCAAGAUACCGAGAGCUGACUUCACCCCGUCAUAUCUCAAGUCACCCCGCGGUAUGCCCCAGCCCCCGUUUGGCCAGGGUAUGCCGGCUGGCGGUCGGCGGUCAUCCAAGGAGCCCAAGAAGGUCAUCCAGCGGGUCUCACAGCCCAUCAAGCUGAACACGGCCGGGGAGAAUGCCUGGAAGCCCGACAAGGACAUGCCCGCUGACGAGGAAGAAGCCAAGACCAAGGAGCUAUUCAAGAAAAUCAAGAGUCUCCUGAACAAGCUUACGCCAAAUAACUACGAGAAAUUGAAGACGCAAGCCAUCGGCUACAACAUCGACACAGAGGAAAGAUUAAAAGGUGUCAUUGACUUGGUUUUUGAGAAGGCAAUCAGCGAAUCUUCCUUCAGCAAGACGUACGCCCAGCUGUGUCGAGAUCUGUCACAGCUGAAAGUGCCGGCGGCCUCGGGUAACGGCAUGGUGCAGUUCCGAACUCUCCUGAUCAACCGGUGCCAGAAGGAGUUUGAGAAGGAGAAGAGCGACGAGCAGGAAGAGAAGCUCGAGCGGGAGAAGAUUGCUCAACUACCGGCUGAUCAGCGGUCGGCGGCGCUGGAAAACCUGGAGAUCAAGCUAAUCAAGAACAAGCAGCGCAUGCUGGGCAACAUCCGCUUCAUCGGUGAGCUCUUCAAGCUCCAGAUGCUGAUCGAGCAGAUCAUGCACGACUGCAUCUUCAAGCUGCUCUGCAACAAGGACGACGAGUCGCUGGAGUGCAUGAGCCACCUCAUGAGCACCAUCGGCAAGAUCCUGGACCACGAGAAGGCCAAGAACCGUAUGGAUCAGUACUUCAACCAGAUCAAGAACCUCACUGCCAAUAAGAAGACGUCAGCCAGAAUCCGCUUCAUGCUGCAGGACAUCACGGACCUACGAGCGAGGAACUGGGUGCCCAGACGGGCCAACGACAACCCCAAGACCAUCGAGCAGAUCCGGGAGGACUUCAAGCGGGAGGAGGAGCGGAAGAAGAUGGAGGGCAUCGCCCAGAUGCAGGCCAACCAGCCCCCCAGGCUGUCCCGCAAUAAGCGGGACCAGCCUCAGCGGGUGGGACCGCCCCCACCCGAGGGCUGGAACACGGUGGCCUCCACCAAGGCCGCCCGGGUGUCGGUGGACCCCAACAAGUUCCGGGUGACCAAGCAGCAAAGCAUAGACGACGACAUCCAGCUGGGGCCUGGCCGCCAGACUUUCGGUGGCUGGAGCCGGGGCAGCAGCGGAGGGAGUUCCAAGGCCCAGCCCAACCAGGAGCAGCCUGAGCCCAGGCAGAGCAACCGCUUCAUGAUGCUGUCGGAGGAGAAGCGUGGAAGGGGUCCGUCGGCAGUCGAGGCCCGGGGACGCGGCCCACAGGGCCUCGGGAGUAAGAGGUCCAGCUCGUCGCGGGAGCGCGAGCAGAACAACCGGGAGAGGCAGUCGGCCAUCGCCGAGGUGCAGAGAAUCUCAGGAGGCCGCCGCUCCAACUCCCGAGAGGACAGAGAGGCCGACAUCAGAAGAGUUAAGCCUGAGCCAGCCCCAGUUCCUGCCCUUGCCAGAGAGCCCGUCAAGCCUACCGCUGCGGCUACGGCCUCGCCAGAACUCAGCGAGGAGGUCUUUGAGAAGAAAGCGGUGGGCACCAUUGAGGAGUACCUCAACAUCAGAGAUAUUGGGGAAGCCAUCGAGUGUGUGAACGACCUUCAGUCGCCAAACCUGAUGCACGUCUUUGUCCGCUCUGCUAUGAAUUGCUCGUUAGAGAAGAGCCCCCAGGCCAGGGAUCUGGUGGGCUUGCUGUUCUUCAAGCUGCUGAAGGCUGGCCAUCUCUCCAAGGAAAAGUUUGUGGAUGGUGUCAAAGAGGUACUAAUGUAUGCCGAUGAUAUGGCAUUGGACAUCCCCUUAAUCUGGAAGUACCUCGGGGAGAUCAUAGGCUCCACGUUCCGGGACAACUCACUGUCAUUGACGCUGUUGGCAGACAUGAUGGACCCCGUCCGGAUAGUGGACAAGGCCGGGGACCUCAUGGCCGAGAUUCUUUUGAUGGUUGUCAAGUUAAAUGGUGCUAAUGUCGUGGCAGAGAUGUGGCAGUCGUCAGGCUUCAAAUGGGACAUGUUCGUUCCCAUCGGGAAAGACGUCAAAGAAUUUGUAAAUAAUAAGAAAUUAGACUUCACGUUAACCGCUGUAAGUAGCAGCACGACAAACAGCGGCGGGGACGCCAACGCCAAUAACGUUGUGACGGACGAGGAGUGGGUCAGGUUGAUCCGGCGGGAGCUGGGCUGCAUUCUGACCAGCGCCGAGAACGUCAACAACAGCGUUUUCGACUGGAUCCAGAAGCACCUGAAUAUUGGGGCCAGCCAGGAAAGACAGAGGUUAUUUAUACGUGCCUUAGUGACGGUGGUUGUCCGAAGCACAAUACAAGGAGAAGCUGAGAGCUGUAGAAUGAACCAUGAUCUACUUACCACCCGGAUGUCCAUUCUGAAACGCUACAUCAACAACGACAACUUCCUUGAACUCCAAGCGCUCUACGCAGUACAGGCCUUAAACCAGAGCUUAGAAAAUCCCCCCAGACUACUAGGACACGUCUUCAAUGUCCUCUACGACGAGGAUGUCAUCCCCGAGGAGACUUUCUACGCCUGGCAGAAGAGUACAGACCCCAACGAGGCCCUCGGCAAGGGUGUGGCCCUGAAGUCCGUUACCAGCUUCUUCGAUUGGCUACGAGACGCGGAUGAAGAGCCCCGCUAGUUU
Acanthaster planci (crown-of-thorns starfish) is the source of this 5481-nucleotide messenger RNA. RefSeq names its product eukaryotic translation initiation factor 4 gamma 3-like. Lineage: Eukaryota; Metazoa; Echinodermata; Asteroidea; Valvatida; Acanthasteridae. The record is from RefSeq and is a predicted model, not a curated record. Gene Ontology annotation, cellular component: eukaryotic translation initiation factor 4F complex. Gene Ontology annotation, molecular function: mRNA binding; translation initiation factor activity; protein binding.